AUGGUGGUGUUCCAACCUCCCCACAUGGAGACGAUCGUUGCCGCCCUAUGCCACCCGCUGGUCACUCAGGUGUCUGCCGCCAUGACGCACUUCCCCACUGCCGCUGCCGGGGCCAAUCAGAAUCAGACACAUCACCACCCUGCCAACUCUGAUCCAGCGAUCAAGCCCGAUCCAACGGUUCACAUUGAUCGAGCAGUGCACGUGGACCUCGUGUGUCUGUUUGACGGCCUGCCCACGUGGCUGCUGGCAACGGCUCGCAACCCCAACCGGAUAGCUUAUCAUGACCCAGCACCAGUUUCAGCCACGUGGGAGGGAAGCACUCAUGAGGAUAAGUGCAAGGUGAAAGCUCAGGGUGUGCAAGGUGAGGUGUGUGGAAGGGUGAGGUGUGGGGAAGCCUACCUACCUACAACCCCCUGCCCCUCUCCUCAUCUCAUGCCUCCUCUUUCAUUCACCCUCAUUCUUAGGGGCUUACGUCCCCCCAUUCUGCCCCCCAUUCGUUCCCCCCAUCGUUUUCUUCCCUUCUUCCUUGGUCAUUCUCCUUGGUCUUCUCCCCCUUCCCCCCUCUCUUCCCCCUUCCCCCCCCUUCCCCCCCCCCCCCUCCCCCCUCUCCCCCCCCCUCUCCCCCUUUCCCCCCUCUCUUCCCCCCCCCCCCCUCUUCCCCCUUCCCCCCUCUCUCCUUCCCCCUUCCCCCCUCUCUUCCCCCUUCCCCCCUCUUUCCCCCUUCCCCCCUCUCUUCCCCCUUCCCCCCUCUCUUCCCCCUUCCCCCCUCUCUUCCCCCUUCCCCCCUCUCUUCCCCCUUCCCCCCUCUCUUCCCCCUUCCCCCUCUCUUCCCCCUUCCCCCUUCUCUUCCCCCUUCCCCCCUCUCUUCCCCCUUCCCCCCUCUCUUCCCCCUUCCCCCCUCUCUUCCCCCUUCCCCCCUCUCUUCCCCCUUCCCCCCUCUCUUCCCCCUUCCCCCCUCUCUUCCCCCUUCCCCCCUCUCUUCCCCCUUCCCCCCUCUCUUCCCCCUCCCCCCUCUCAUCCACGCCUCCUCCACACUCCCCAGUACCCCCUGCCCUCCGCUCAUCCGAUCGCGGCAUUCGGCAGCGCAUCCUCUCUGCCCAAUCAGCAGCUGCCACGUGUCCCCCUGCAGCCAGGCCUGAGGCGGUGGUGGUGGUGUUUGGCAGAGGCGUGAGGGGGAGUGUGGCAGUGAUGGUGGCGAGGGACAUGGGGGGAGAGAGGGUGGUGGGGAGUGAUUUGAUGGGGGAGAAAGGGAGGGAGAGUGUGGAGGGGAUGGUGGUGGAGCCUGGUAUGGUGGGGGAUAGUGUUAGGGAGAGUGGAGGGAUUGCGGUUGGAAGAGAGAGAGUAUGCAGUAUGAUCGGUGGGGAGAUGAGAGGGGAGAGAGAGGAGAUCAUGGAAGAGGGAGGCAUGAUGGAGGAGGGAAACACGAUGGGUGGGUUAGGAGAUGCGAUGGUGGAAGAUGCGGAAGGGUGUAUGGAAAGGGAGGAGGAUGAGACGGCAGACAGCUGGGACGAGGAAAAUGAUGAGGAGGAGGGUGAUGAGGAGGAGGGCGAUGAAGAUGACUUCCGUGUGCUGUUUGAUGGGGAUGCUGGUGCCUCACAUGCUGCUGACGUGGCGCAUGGUGUAUGGUUCCGUAUUUCCACGCGUGCGCUGCCAGCACAUGUGGCAAGGCUGCUGGACUUUUUGCACGCUCAACCGUCCAAUCAGCUGCUUGCUCAACCGUCCAAUCAGCUGCUUGCUCAACCGUCCAAUCAGCUGCUUGCUCGACCGUCCAAUCAGCUGCCUGCUCAUGCUGGUGUGGCAGACGGUGCAUGUGGCAGUGAAGCUGCACAUGCACACCCACCAGACAAAAAACCUGAGUUACCACCUGAGGAAGGUGGUGUGAUUGAUGCGAAGGGGUCAGGUGGAGUGCUGAACCUGGAUGUGACAGCAGCGGUGGCUCUGGUAUCAGAGCUUUCAUAUGGGGGCGCACAGCGGAUCGCAGGCUUGGCAGAACCGGACCUGCGGGCGAGGUUCGGAAACACGUGGCAGUUCAUGAGAGAUCAGGCACAAGCCGAACUGGCCCAGCCUCAGCUUCAGCUUUUGCAGGAAUCGCUUCUCAACAGGGACUUGAUCAUGUGUGAAACGGCUUAUAAAGAGUUCUCUUCUAUCGUGGAUGUCAUCGCUGGACCCAGGGAGAAGCAGAGAGCUGCUGCUCUGUUUUCUUCUCAUGUCAGAGUGGUUCCGGAUCAGCCCUCGUCUAGGCUGCUCUCUCUGCCCUCCACUGCACGAAUCAAGCAGCGCCAUGUCAUCAUCUUCGGGACGGCCGACAGCUGGGGUUGCGCUACACUCUCUGCCAGCUCAGCAUUUGUUAGGGCGGCACGCCAUGCUGGCGCACUGGUGAGAGUGGUGGAGCACCGUCCAUGUGCGCUGAUGGGGGAGUGA
Molecule: messenger RNA, 2421 nt
Organism: Closterium sp. Yama58-4
Lineage: Eukaryota; Viridiplantae; Streptophyta; Zygnematophyceae; Desmidiales; Closteriaceae
Source: the annotation of a GenBank genome assembly